AUGACGGCGGCCGAGAUGAGGGACAGUGUCUGCCCUACACCCAUUGACACCGAUCCAGAGUCUUCACUUGAGAAGAAGCACCAUUGCUCUGAUGACGACAUCUCUUCUACCCUCGACGGCGACGAAUCAGACCAAACAUGCCCAACUGACCCUGGAGAACCACCCGACGGCGGCCUACGAGCCUGGCUACAAGUCGUAACAGGUCAUCUUGUCGCCUUCAACUCUUGGGGCUACCUCAUCAGCUUUGGCAUCUUUCAGCCCUACUACGAGGACAAGUUCCAGCUCCCGCCGUCGACCAUCUCGUGGAUUGGGAGUUUAGAGGUUUGCCUCAUUUUCCUUGUGGGGACUUUUUCUGGUCGCGCUUUUGAUGCGGGAUACUAUCGCACUGCACUCCUCAUCGGUCUGUUCCUUCAGACUCUUGGUGUCUUCAUGACCAGCAUUGCGUCGGAGUACUGGCAAGUCUUGCUAGCUCAAGGCAUAGCUCAAGGACUUGGCAACGGUAUCGUCUUUGCUCCGACAAUAGCCAACAUGUCGACAUACUUUACAAAGAAAAAGACCAUCGCCAUUUCCGCUGGGGCCUGCGGUGCAGCCACCGGAGGCAUGGUGUUCCCCCUGAUCGCCCAACAACUCAUGCCCAAGAUCGGAUUCCGCUGGACAGUCCGAGUAAUGGGCCUAGUCGUUCUCGUGGCGUCCAUCCUCAUCAUGAUCCUAGCGAGGACGAGAUUACCUCCGAGAAAGGCUGGACCGCUUGUGGAACUUGCGGCGUUCAAGGAGCUGAGCUACGUCUUGUUUGCCGUAGCCAUGUUCUUUACUCUUUGGCCGACGUGGAUCUCGUACAACUAUGCUCGUCAAUACGCGACUGACAAACUGCACGGAACGGCUUCGGACUCGUUUACCAUCCUCAUUGUCAUUAAUGCCGUGGGCAUACCGGGACGGAUGGUGGCAGCUUGGCUUGCAGACCGAUAUUUUGGCGCCGUCAACGUCUUCAUCCCAACUAUCCUUUCCGCCGGCAUCUGCAUCUACAUGUGGUCCCAAGUCCACACCCUCCCCGGCGGCUUCGUCUGGGUGUCCGUGUUUGGCUACUUUGGCGCCGGCAUCCAAAGCCUCUUUCCCUCGACGUGCGCGAGUCUAACAAAGGACCUGAGUAAAGCAGGAACAAGAAUCGGCAUGGUUUUUACAAUCAUUAGUUUUGCUGCUCUCACAGGGUCACCGCUUGCUGGCAAGUUUAUGCAGAUGACGGGCGGUGAUUAUCUGGCUGCGCAGAUGUGGGGAGGGUCGAGCAUGAUGCUUGGGGCGGCAUUGUUGUUUGCGGCGAAAAAGGCUGAGGAGAGACAAAAGUCAUGA
Fusarium keratoplasticum is the source of this 1344-nucleotide messenger RNA. RefSeq lists its product as uncharacterized. Gene Ontology annotation, biological process: transmembrane transport. The transcript is spliced from 2 exons. The coding region runs from base 1 to 1344 and encodes 447 amino acids. Lineage: Eukaryota; Fungi; Ascomycota; Sordariomycetes; Hypocreales; Nectriaceae. Gene Ontology annotation, cellular component: fungal-type vacuole membrane. The record is from RefSeq and is a predicted model, not a curated record. Gene Ontology annotation, molecular function: transmembrane transporter activity.